CUAUACCUUUGACUCAUAAGCUAGAGACAUGACACGAGACUUGGACAUCGGCAGAGAACGCCUUAAUAUUAGCGUGACCACGCAACAGACACCUGACACCUAAUAUUUAUCGUAGAAUGCGACCAAAGAACGAAAUAAAAAUUCGAUUUCUCCAAUCAGUUUAUCGAUUUUACACGAUCUCGGAAAUUUUAAUACGGACGAGAUAUACAUUGCAUUCUACAAAGCACGCGAAAAGGAAGUGAAAAAUGGUUUUGCUAAUUCGGCAGGGAGAACGAUAAAUUCCAGCGCUAAGUCAAGGUCGUUAAAAGAUACAUCAUUUGCACGUGAUCUAUAAUCGCGCGAUUUUACUUCGAAUCGGUAUUUUCGCGGAGCAAUGCAAAGUGCACGAGAGAAGAUGAAAAGAAAUACUAAAUGUUGCUGGGAUAAAUACAUUGGCCCAGUACACCUUCUCGAAGUUUGCUGAGCCUCGGCAAUGCUCAGGAAGCUACUAGGAUUCAUUGGGAGGAUUAUUGUUCCAUGGAAAAAAACAAAACACUAGUGUGACGUUGAUCGUUCUGCCGAAUUGGCUUCCAGCCCAUCGCUUGUGCCGCGAGCGUAGCUGUUACGCAAAAGUAAACACGAGUUAAGUGAUCGGUUAUGUGUCGCUUUUUAAGAUACCGCAAGGUGAUCUCUCAAUUCAGCGUAAUACUCCCGAAUGUCACCUGGAAUGUUCCAAACAGACUUCAACAACAACGAAGGACCAGACACGUCAUUAUCACGAUUUUCAAGUCUGAUUGUGAGUAAUAUUAAGAGGAUGGACGUCAAUUAACACUUGAUCUUCAGUUGUAACGUUGCUCACCUUGAUUAUUCAAGAGUUUCUAGUAGUUUAAAAAAGUAACUAAACAGUUUUUUAUGCAAGUCUCGAUGUAUACCUGAAAAUAUAUUUUUCCUAAGGAAUAGAGUGGAAAAAAUAACGGAGCCUAAGGUGCAACAUAUUAUACCAUGUUGCUUAUUCAACAUGUCUUGAAAGAUCAACUUUAAUCGUGAAUGUGCAGCUUACGAUCUCUUUUAUCGAUUUUAUAUCUCCUCGAAAAAUCAGUAUAUUCGAGUCAGUUUUAAAGACGGUUUUCUGCCAUUCCAAAUACAGUAAGCAGGGUUCGCAUUGGGUGCGAAUCUGGCCGAAAAUAACGUAGCAAUACGUCAAUGAGUCGAGGAGCCUGUCAAAAUAGAGCUGGACGCUCGGAGACCAUAACAAAAACAGAAAGCAAAAAGUAGAGCAAAAAGUUUUUUACCAAAGAGAAGCGGAAAAGACUAGGGCGCUACACGCAAUAGAAAAAUUCUAUUUCGAGACGAGACAACAUUAUAUUUUUGGCUAUUUCGUCACAACUGCGCUGACACGUAUCGACGUAUUCUGCGUGCUAGGAAUGCGUCCGUUGAGCGUCGAGACGUCUCAUGGAAAGUUCGGUAUGUGAAAUAAACGCGGCCUUCGUUUAUAAACUAGACUGCUGCACGUUUGCGCCGCGAAAUGCAAAACGGGAUUCCUUAGAUUGCGAGCGAAAUAUGCAAAGUAGGAUUAUUUGAACAGAGUAACGAGUGUUUCUCCUCAGCUGCUCUUUUCCUUCUUAACGGAGAAACUCAUUGACUUCGGAUAUACGCGGGAUAGCGAGUAAGGAUCUUGAAAGAGGCACGCUUAAUUUUUUUUUAUUUUUAUUCAGCAGGUCAAAACAUUUGUCAGUUCCUAUACGAUUCGAAGGUCGUGGUGCUAAGCUAUUUACAGACUUUAUUGCGGAUAUGUUACAACACAUCAAUAUUUAUCUGAAGAAUAGAUCUGUAGAAUAUUGCCUGGAGAAUUCGCACGGACCUUGAUAUUAGUGUUCUAAGAAAAUGUCUCAAUUUUUAGAUAAACAGGAAACUCGAGUGCUCGUUUCAAUGAAGAUACGCUCAAAAUUUAAUACUCAUUCUUAUAUGAAGCUCCCACGUGAUUUUCUCAGUAAUUGUUACUGCUCUGUUUACGUUUUAUAAUUUGUUGCGUCCUUUGUCAGAAGUUAUUCGACUGUGAACAUCCGACAGCAUCCCUUAAUGAUCCCGAACGCAUUGAUGCGAGUACAGAUGCGACAAGCUUUGCUCAUAUUGCGAAAAUAAAAAAAAAAUACGCAACACUCGGGGGAGAAACGUGAAGAACUGGUAGCUUAGAAAAAAAUUAAACAAUAUACGGUAGUCUAGAUAUUCGCGAAAUUAUUUGAUAGCAUCGAUUAGGUUUGAAACUUUGCAUACAAGAUCUCAUAAAAAAUUGUAUACUCUAAGAUAAUUACAAUUAAGGAACCAGGUAUCAGAGUGCGUGCCCAUUUUCUGUACAUUAUACUUUUAUGUACGCGUCUACUUGCAUGUAGAGCGUCAAUAAAUAUUUGCCGGUGAGUCGUCCGCACAGGCUAAACUGAACGGAAUGCAUUUGGGACGUGAGCGCGUAAGAGCAGGACGAGUAAGUGUCAGGUGAUAGGCUCUUUCUUUUGUCUCGAACGAAGUAAAGCCGAGAAUGGACCAAUCACAUUUGAGCUUGUACUUCGGCCAUCUUCGGCACGCCGUCGCAAUGCACUUCCGCUUCCCAUCGCGGCGGCGAAUAGCGGAGGAUACUCGCGACGUUUUCCCCGUUUCCGACGUCUCGUCGGAAUUUUACCGAAGGAAAUACGGCGUUAGAGGGAGGAUUUUUGGCGAGCCACCGUCCUUCCGGUGACUACGAACCCCAUCAUGGGAAAGGAAAAAAUUCAUAUAAAUAUUGUGGUGAUCGGUCAUGUGGAUUCUGGUAAAUCUACAACUACCGGUCACUUGAUAUACAAGUGUGGAGGCAUAGACAAGAGGACCAUAGAAAAAUUUGAGAAGGAAGCUCAAGAAAUGGGCAAAGGAUCCUUCAAGUAUGCUUGGGUCCUUGACAAGCUUAAGGCUGAACGUGAACGUGGCAUCACUAUUGAUAUUGCUCUGUGGAAGUUUGAAACAGCUAAGUACUAUGUAACCAUCAUCGAUGCCCCUGGACAUAGAGAUUUCAUAAAGAAUAUGAUCACUGGCACAAGUCAGGCUGACUGCGCUGUGCUCAUAGUGGCAGCUGGUAUAGGAGAGUUCGAGGCAGGUAUUUCUAAAAAUGGACAAACCCGUGAACAUGCAUUGCUUGCAUUCACUUUGGGUGUUAAACAGCUGAUUGUUGGAAUCAAUAAAAUGGACAUGACCGAACCACCAUAUUCUGAAAGUCGCUUUGAGGAAAUCAAAAAGGAAGUCUCCUCAUACAUCAAGAAGAUUGGGUAUAACACUGCUUCCGUAGCUUUUGUACCCAUCUCAGGUUGGCAUGGUGAUAAUAUGCUUGAGCCGUCUCCAAAAACAUCAUGGUACAAGGGCUGGAAAGUAGAGCGUAAAGAUGGCAAUGCUGAUGGAAAAACUUUGAUCGAAGCAUUGGAUGCUAUUCUUCCACCUUCUCGUCCUACAGAUAAAGCAUUGCGGCUUCCACUACAAGAUGUUUACAAGAUUGGUGGUAUUGGUACAGUGCCUGUGGGUCGUGUUGAAACUGGUAUUUUGAAGCCAGGCAUGGUGGUAACUUUUGCUCCUGCAGCCCUUACUACUGAAGUAAAAUCUGUGGAGAUGCAUCACGAAGCACUGCCUGAGGCUGUGCCUGGUGACAAUGUGGGCUUCAAUGUGAAAAACAUCUCAGUGAAGGAAUUGCGUCGUGGUUACGUAGCUGGGGAUUCAAAAAAUCAGCCACCCCGUGGAGCCGCUGAUUUCACUGCUCAGGUUAUCGUACUCAAUCAUCCCGGUCAAAUUAGCAAUGGUUACACUCCUGUUCUUGAUUGUCAUACUGCUCACAUCGCAUGCAAAUUCGCUGAGAUAAAAGAAAAAUGUGACCGUCGUACCGGAAAAACAACUGAGGAAAAUCCGAAAAGCAUUAAGAGCGGCGACGCUGCCAUAGUAAUGCUGCAACCGAGUAAGCCGAUGUGCGUUGAAGCUUUUCAGGAAUUCCCGCCUCUGGGGCGCUUCGCAGUACGCGACAUGCGUCAGACAGUCGCUGUGGGUGUCAUCAAAAGUGUGAACUUCAAAGACACCCAGGGCAAAGUAACAAAGGCCGCUGAGAAAGCUCAGAAGAAAAAGUAACCAUCAAGCUUCCUCGGAGGUCCGCAGUGCGUAGACCGGCGACCCUCGGCAAUUCCACCUACAAAUGGAGCUUAUCAGACGCCGCUGAUCGCGACUACUCCAUUUCACUCGUACUCGACUAAUGCCAAAAGUGGACAAAUGUUGUGCUUACUAUUACCCCCGGUACAUUAUCCAGUAGUCUUGAAUCCACGCAUCUAUCCCAACUUGCAUAUUCAGUUCACACACGCUCCGCGCACACCCCACAUAUGCUAGGAUUUUUACGUUUUUACUCAUAUGUAUAU
Cephus cinctus (wheat stem sawfly) is the source of this 4391-nucleotide messenger RNA. RefSeq names its product elongation factor 1-alpha (gene Ef-1a-f1). Bases 2725 to 4110 code for a protein of 461 amino acids. The transcript is spliced from 3 exons. Lineage: Eukaryota; Metazoa; Arthropoda; Insecta; Hymenoptera; Cephidae. Gene Ontology annotation, biological process: translational elongation; translation. The record is from RefSeq and is a predicted model, not a curated record. Gene Ontology annotation, molecular function: translation elongation factor activity; GTP binding; GTPase activity.